This is a messenger RNA of Solea solea (common sole), 1489 nucleotides long. RefSeq lists its product as uncharacterized. The record is from RefSeq and is a predicted model, not a curated record. Lineage: Eukaryota; Metazoa; Chordata; Actinopteri; Pleuronectiformes; Soleidae. The coding region runs from base 239 to 559 and encodes 106 amino acids. The transcript has 2 exons.
ACCGUUGCUAUUGGAUACAGCAGCAGCUUUGCGUGCUAACGAUGCUAACAAACGCUAACCUCUCCGAGGAAAAAGAAGGAAAGCCAUAGUUUUGUAGCCAGACGUUUAGAUAGACCAACCGUGACGUCAUCACCGUGUCAAACUUUGGGUUCUGCUGGAUCAUCAGGGAUUUGAAUAUGACUGAGUUGGAACUGGACCUCAACUGGUCUAAUCUAGUUUAUGGAAUGCUGACACCAACAUGUCAGACUGUGAACCACCUACUGUAGUGGAGCCGACGACUGCAGAGGAACCCGGUCCUCCAGAUGCUGGACCACCUUGUCGUCCUCCCCUGGCAGAGAAGGCCCUGUCUGAGUCUUUUGGUCGACUGCGGUACCAGGACACGUCCCUGAUGAUCUGGCAGCAGCAGCAGCAAGAUCUGCAGACAGGACCCCCUUCCACCUACCUGACCCGCAGCCAGUCAGCGUGGUACAGUAGAUACGGGAAUCCGGCUGUGCUGGUCCGGGACAAGACGGGGCUGAAGGACACUGAGGGACAGUCCAGGAUCUGCAGCGUCAUGUAAACUACAAUUGGAACUCUGGAUUUUUUGUGUAUUUUAAAUGUAUUUAUAGUGUCAGUAUUUUAGUUUUGUAACUUCACAGGAGUUUUCCAGAACUUUUGUUGUGUCAUGCCGGGACGUUUACACUUCAGGUCUAAGACUUUUUCAUCAUUGACCAAUGUUUUAGUUUUCUCAACAGAUGCCAUUAGAUACAUACUUUGAACUAUUGGUGUCAGCAGCCACACAUUCAAGUCCCUACUGAUGAUUUUUAAUCUAAGCUCUUUUCUCCAUUCAGUACAUGUUGAAUAACUGCUGUGUACCAAAUGACUCCUACAAAAUGGUACCAAACAGAAGCAGAAUCAACGCAUGAAACAAAUGUUAUCUUCACAAUGAGGCCAAAAACAUUUUUUGAGAGGCCACCGUGACCUUUGAACUUUUCAUUAUUGAGUCCAAGCCAUCUUUUGUGUCAUAACUUUUAAGAAUUCCCUCAAGAAGUUACUGCAGUAUCAUGUCCACAAAAUGGGACAAACGGACAGCCAGAAGACAUGGAAACAGGAUGCAUGGUAACAGGAGUGUACUGUAUCAGUGCCUGGAAGAAAAGAAGGAAGGAUGAAUCCUGAUCUGCUACUGAUGAUGGAUGGUGUAAAAGUGUUUUUAGCAUAAACCCACAAGAUGACUACAUGGACCAGAAUGCACUGUAACAUCCUAAGUACAGUCAGCAUCUUUCAAGUAGUAGAAUAUCUUAGUCACAUUUUAAAAUACUAUUUUAAACGAAUAAGAAAACUUUAAAGCUACAGAUACAUUAAACUGUCAUGUUUACAGGUUUAAAAAUACAUUUGACUUAAAACUGAAUAAAUUAGAUAAUACAUCUUCAUAAUCUAAUUUAGUUGAUUAUUUAUGUGUAUGAAUUCAAAGCUCAUAAUGUAAAACAGUAUUAUAUUGAGGUUGUAACAC